This is a messenger RNA of Parus major (Great Tit), 3888 nucleotides long. It is a transcript of the gene KCNA5, whose product is annotated as potassium voltage-gated channel subfamily A member 5. Gene Ontology annotation, biological process: potassium ion transmembrane transport; protein homooligomerization. The transcript is spliced from 4 exons. Gene Ontology annotation, molecular function: protein binding; delayed rectifier potassium channel activity. Bases 14 to 1474 code for a protein of 486 amino acids. Gene Ontology annotation, cellular component: voltage-gated potassium channel complex; membrane. The record is from RefSeq and is a predicted model, not a curated record. Lineage: Eukaryota; Metazoa; Chordata; Aves; Passeriformes; Paridae.
CAACUCGGGCCCCAUGCACCACCAGCGGGUGCUGAUCAACAUCUCGGGGCUGCGCUUCGAGACGCAGCUGGGCACCCUCAACCAGUUCCCCGACACUCUGCUGGGCGACCCCGACAAGCGCAUUCGCUACUUCGACCCGCUCCGCAACGAGUACUUCUUCGACCGCAACCGGCCGAGCUUCGACGGAAUCCUCUACUUCUACCAGUCCGGGGGCAAGCUCCGCCGGCCCGUCAAUGUCUCCAUCGACGUCUUCGCCGACGAGAUCCGCUUCUACCAGCUGGGCGAGGAGGCCAUGGAGCGCUUCCGAGAGGACGAGGGCUUCAUCAAAGAGGAGGAGAAGCCCCUGCCUCGCAAUGAGUUCCAGCGCCAGGUCUGGCUCAUCUUUGAGUACCCCGAGAGCUCCAGCUCAGCCCGGGCCAUCGCCAUCGUCUCCGUGCUGGUCAUCCUCAUCUCCAUCAUCACCUUCUGCCUGGAGACCCUGCCCGAGUUCAGGGACGAGAGGGAGAUGCCCGUACCCCUGCCCCCACAAGGUGGAGGUUUGAAUGGCACGCCCGGGGACUCCCCACCCAUGCAGCCACCGAGUAGCCUGGCUGAUCCCUUCUUCAUCAUCGAGACCACCUGUGUGAUCUGGUUCACCUUCGAGCUCCUUGUACGCUUCUUUGCCUGCCCCAGCAAGCCCGAGUUCUCCCGCAAUAUCAUGAACAUCAUCGACAUCGUGGCUAUCAUCCCCUACUUCAUCACCCUGGGCACCGAGCUGGCCCAUGAGCAGCAGCAGCCCGGGGCUGGCAGCAGCAAUGGGGGUGGGGGCCAGCAGCAAGCCAUGUCCCUGGCCAUCCUCAGAGUCAUCCGCCUGGUCAGAGUCUUCAGGAUUUUCAAGCUCUCCAGGCACUCCAAGGGGCUGCAGAUCUUGGGACAGACUUUGAAAGCCAGCAUGAGGGAACUGGGUCUCCUCAUCUUCUUCCUCUUCAUCGGGGUGAUCCUCUUCUCCAGCGCUGUCUACUUUGCUGAAGCUGAUGACCCUGAGUCUCAUUUCUCCAGCAUCCCUGAUGCAUUCUGGUGGGCAGUAGUAACCAUGACUACAGUGGGCUAUGGGGACAUGAGACCUGUCACUGUGGGGGGCAAGAUUGUGGGCUCCUUGUGUGCUAUUGCGGGUGUGCUCACCAUUGCCCUGCCUGUACCUGUCAUCGUGUCCAACUUCAACUACUUCUACCACCGAGAGACUGACCACGAAGAGCAGGCUAUCCUCAAAGAUGAACACAGUAGUGCUCAGGGCAGCACUGGUGGGGGGGAAGUGAAGAGAAGACCCAGUAAAAACUCUCUAAACAAAUCUGUUGUGCACUUGGAAAACAGUGAGGAGUUCAACAGUGGCACCAGCUCCUUAGAGAAAGCCAAUAUCAAAGCGAAAAGUAAUGUAGAUCUCAGAAAAUCCCUCUAUGCUCUCUGUCUGGACACCAAUAGGGAAACAGACCUGUGAGGAAAGGAGACAGAGUUCAGAGGGGCAGAAGGAUUUUCUGGUGUCAAAGACUUGCUACUAUAAUUAUUCUUUUAGUACCAAUUAGUUUUUUAAGUCAGGCUGUAUUUUAUAAAUUGAUCACUGUCCUGAGCAGUCCUCCAGGAAUACAUGUUUUUAUGUUCUUUUUCCAUGACACAAAGGGUCACCUAUUUUUAAAAUAGACUAAGAAUAAGCUAUGCUCCAUGAUGCAGGAGCUGGUAAAUUAUGACAGUGAAAAAUCUAAUUUGUAGAAACUUAUUUUAGCAAAUGGUCAUUGGUUUUAAAUGGAUAAUUUGUAACUGAUUCAGUUGCCCCGAGUUUAGUAUAAAGAACUGGGGGGUGUGUGUGUGGAGAAUGACUGGAUUGGGGAUGGGAGGGGGGAGGUUGAGGGGUUUUGUACUGUAGUUUCAAACUGAAAUUAUUCAGAUAUAUUUUGUAUCUGUAUGACUGUAUUUAUGGUUGAAAGGAGAUUUCUUAUUCCUGUGAAAUAUGAUAUCAUUAAAGCACUAGGAACAUUAGCAGAUCAGCACUGAGUUUUCCACUAGUGAUCAGUACAGAUCUGGUUAUCUUGUAUGUGAAGUGAAUUUGGUGCUUUGAGCCCUAGAGCAGAAAACUUCUGUUGUCAUUGAUAUGUUAGUUUCUUGUGAGCCUUAAAUUAUUAAAUAUUGUAGAUAUUCUUCUUUAUAAAUAAGUGUAUUAGUUACCUUCCUCGUUCAGAAUUUCUAAGUAAUUCAGUCACGUGCUUACCGGCCCCACUCAAAAAAGUAUGUGCAGCUCAUUUUUUUUUUAUUUUUUUUUUUUUUGUGGUUUUACAGUUUUAUACCUUUGUUAUAUUUUUGAGACUGAAAGGAAAAAAACAUACUGUUACUGGUUUCAAUCCAGUGCACAACAGAUCAGAAGUGAUCUGAACAGAUUUUCAAGUGCACAACAGAUCAAAAACAUAAGGGAGUGGAUAGGCACAAUGAGAAAGUAGAAUAUUGAGUGCAAUAUCUGCAAAACUCCUUUCAUUGUACGCUCCAGGUUUCUUGAGCGUGUGUAUCAAUCACCUUUAUGUUGCACACACCAUUUGUGUACACAGUUCUCUGGAUUUGGUUAUCUUAGACCGGGAGUUGAUGGCACUACAGGAGUUGAACACAGCGUGCCGUGCUGCUAAAUAACCAUCGCGUGGCUUUUCUCUUGGACAUGGGUGGAAAGCACUAUCUUUUCAUCAAAACAUACCCCUGGUUUCUUUUAUUUCCAAACAAAACCUUCUCAGUGCUGUGGAUUUUACAGCUGAGGUGUUGUUGAAAGACGAGUGACACAUUCAUCAAGAUCAUAGCUUAUUCUGAAGACCGACACAAAGUUGCACCUUUAGCUCAAAGAGCUUUCCUACCAUUUCUCAUGCAAAGGACAUCUCUGUUUCCCCCUCCAACUUCUGUUUUAUUGCUGAAGGAUGUUCCAUGCCUUUCCCACAUCCUGUGACACAGCAAGAGUAGCAGGGAAGAGAAGGCAUGAUUGCCAACAUUGCUCAAGCAGCAUUUGUUGUCCUGAGGUGCUGACUCCAGUGGAAGAGAUUUUAGUGGAAGCUUCUCCUGCAGUGUGCACAAGCUUCAUUUCAGGUUGAGCCCUGUACUUUUACUAAAGGCUGGGACUUGCAUCCAGACGUGUCACUAAAGCUGUAAAAACAAGGAAGAACUGUAACCCUGACAAGUGCUGAAUACAGUUUGCUAAGGAGGCUGCAACAGCCAGAGCAGACACUGACCAUUAGGAAAACACUGCUGCAGAGUCUGAAACCAAACCAUCCUAUUCCUUGUUCUCAAGUCAUCUUGGGUUGGAAGCUGCUGAAAACUUCCUUCUGGAUAAAUAACUGUGACGUCCCCAUCAUCCCCAGGAUUGGAUUUCUUCACUGGGAUUACUGAAACACUGGUCUGCUCCAAGGCUUCUCUCAUAGAGGAAUUGUUCAGCUCCACAAUAGGAGUGAGAUAAGUUUAAAUGCUUUGGGGCUCACUCCCAGGCACAAGACUUUAUUAUUUGAGCUUUUGUUUGGAAAUAAAUUGAGUUCUUGUCAUAGAUUGGGCAUCUUCUCCCGUGGUUCUUACAUAUCAAACUUUCUCAUCAUUCUGGAAGAAGAUUCAAGUGUUUGUUCUCUUUCUUUUAUUGGCACUCAUCUUUAUUUAUUUUGUAUUCUUGAGAUGUGCUGCAUCUCUGGAGUUUGUAUUUCUACUUUUAGUGAAAAAUGCUGUACAUACAAGUCUAGAAUGCAUCUGAAGUUUAGUCUAAUUUUUCAUGUGACUUUGACUUGAACAUUUUUCUGUUUAUGUUUAUAUUUCUAUUUCAAAUAUGUGCAUUACCUGUAUUCUUUAAGCCUUUUCCCCAUCUAUAACUCAAUAAAAUAAUGUCCACGUUCUUCAGAACCA